UUGAAAUUGAUCGGAUUGAGCAAUGAACAUUGGUGUCGCAGUUGUCCCUCACAAUAAUCCUCUUUGUCUCUCUCUCACUCAUAUUUCUUCAACUCCCGCUCUUCCUCCGAUCAAUAAUCCUACCACUCAAGGAAGGAGAAGAAAUCUAGCGGUGCUCAGUCGAAACCGUAAUCUUGAUUACCAUAACAGUGAUAGGCUAGUGAUCUCAGAGACUAUGGCAUCCAAGGGAGUGUCUCCUGAAGUGAAUACGAGCCUUUAUGCGGAUAUAGAGCCGUACAACACUGGCUUUCUAAAGGUUUCGGACAUUCACACAGUAUAUUAUGAGGAGUCUGGGAAUCCAGAUGGGCAUCCAGUGAUUUUCCUGCAUGGAGGUCCAGGGGGUGGUACUUCAUCUAAGAACCGGAAAUUCUUUGAUCCCCAGUUUUAUAGGAUCAUUUUGUUUGAUCAGAGAGGCGCUGGUAAAAGUACACCUCAUGCAUGCUUGGAGGAGAAUACAACUUGGAAACUCAUUGAAGACAUUGAAAAACUAAGAACACACUUACAAGUUUCAGAAUGGCUGGUUUUCGGUGGUUCAUGGGGAAGCACACUCUCCCUAGCGUAUAGUCAAUCACAUCCUGACAAGGUGACUGGCCUUGUAUUGAGAGGAAUUUUUCUGUUGCGCAAGAAAGAAAUUGAUUGGUUUUACGAGGGUGGAGCUGCUGCCAUAUAUCCUGAUGCCUGGGAACCAUUUAGAGAUCUUAUUCCUGAAAGUGAAAGAGGAUGUUUCGUUGAUGCCUACCACAAGAGGUUAGACUCCAGCGACAAGGAGACACAAUAUGCAGCUGCUAGGGCAUGGACCAAAUGGGAAAUGAUGACAGCUCAUCUUCUGCCCAAUGAAGCUACCGCUGGACGAGGAGAGGAUGAUAAGUUUUGCUUGGCUUUUGCAAGGAUUGAGAAUCACUACUUUGUCAACAAAGGUUUUUUUCCUUCAGACUCCUACCUGUUGGACAAUCUUGACAAAAUAAAGCAUAUCAACACUGUAAUUGUGCAGGGGAGAUAUGAUGUCUGCUGCCCCAUGAUGUCAGCAUGGGAUCUUCAUAAGGCUUGGCCUGAGGCUGAUUUUAGGGUGGUUCCUGAUGCUGGGCAUUCGGCUAACGAACCAGGAAUAUCGAGAGAACUUGUUGCUGCAACUGAGAAGAUGAAGGUUAUCAUCAAGGGGGGUGCUCCCUAGACCUAUUCUUAUAGCCGGUGUUGCCUUUUCUAGUUCUGGUGAUAAUGUCGAAUCAAACAGAUUCGGUUGGGAAUUAGUGUAUUUCUGGUUCCGAAUAUUUCGACUUUGGUCUUUGGAAGGAUUAUAAGUAUGAUUUUGAUA
This is a messenger RNA of Salvia hispanica, 1351 nucleotides long. RefSeq names its product proline iminopeptidase (gene PIP). Gene Ontology annotation, molecular function: aminopeptidase activity. The record is from RefSeq and is a predicted model, not a curated record. Gene Ontology annotation, biological process: proteolysis. NCBI's taxonomy places the organism in Eukaryota, Viridiplantae, Streptophyta, Magnoliopsida, Lamiales, Lamiaceae. Gene Ontology annotation, cellular component: cytoplasm.